UAUAAAAAGUAAUUUAGAGAGAGAGGAUGUUGAAGAGCAAGGUGCUUAUUGUGGGGGGAACAGGGUACAUAGGAAAAAGGUUGGUGAAGGCAAGUUUAGAAGAAGGGCAUGAAACAUAUGUUCUUUAUAGACCAGAGAUUGGUGUUGACAUUGAGAAAGUUCAGCUUCUUUUGUCAUUCAAGGAACAAGGUGCUAACCUUGUAACAGGUUCCUUUCAUGAUCAUCAAUCCCUUGUCAAUGCUGUCAAGCUUGUUGAUGUUGUCAUUUCCGCCAUUUCUGGUGUUCAUAUCCGCAGCCAUCAAAUUCUCUUACAACUUAAGCUCGUUCAUGCUAUCAAGGAAGCCGGAAAUAUCAAGAGAUUUUUGCCUUCUGAAUUUGGGAUGGACCCGGCAAGAAUGGAACAUGCUUUGGAGCCAGGAAGAGUAACAUUUGAUGACAAAAUGGUGGUGAGAAAAGCCAUAGAAGAAGCUAAGAUACCACAUACCUAUAUUUCUGCUAAUUGUUUUGCUGGUUACUUUCUUGGUGGUCUUUGCCAACUUGGCGUCAUCAUGCCUUCAAGGGAUUCUGUGGUCUUCUAUGGAGACGGCAACGUCAAGGCUAUUACUGUGGAUGAAGAUGACAUAGCCAAGUAUACUAUUAAGACAAUAGAUGAUCCUAAAACUUUGAACAAAACAGUUUAUAUAAGGCCACCUAAAAACAUAUUAUCGCCGUUAGAAAUUGUUCAAACUUGGGAGAAGUUGAUUGGGAAAGAAUUGAAGAAAUCUUCAAUUUUUGCUGAGCAAUUUUUGAAUUCCAUGAAAGGAAAAUCAUAUGCAGAACAAGUGGCAAUGGUACAUUACUACCAUGUUUGCAUUGAAGGGUGUCUUGCAAAUUUUGAGAUAGGAGAUGGUGGAGUUGAAGCUUGUGAACUUUAUCCUGAAGUGAAGUACACUACUGUUCAUGAAUACAUGAAACGUUACUUAUAGAAUAAUGGGUUUGGUAUGGGAUGAAUAUAUAUUGAACUUAAUUAGUAACAAAUUAAAUAAUUAAUAAAUGUGUGUCAUGUAUGUCUUUAAGCUAAGCAAGAACAAAGUGGCAUAUUUUAUAUCUUCCAUGGAUAAUGAAAGGAAGGCGAAAGAGGAUCAACGUGUGAUGUUUUUAAAAUGGAAAAGAUCAUAU
This is a messenger RNA of Arachis ipaensis, 1158 nucleotides long. Its product is annotated as bifunctional pinoresinol-lariciresinol reductase 2. Gene Ontology annotation, molecular function: oxidoreductase activity. Lineage: Eukaryota; Viridiplantae; Streptophyta; Magnoliopsida; Fabales; Fabaceae. The record is from RefSeq and is a predicted model, not a curated record.